This is a messenger RNA of Scaptodrosophila lebanonensis, 1153 nucleotides long. RefSeq names its product probable DNA replication complex GINS protein PSF2 (gene Psf2). Gene Ontology annotation, biological process: double-strand break repair via break-induced replication; DNA replication. The record is from RefSeq and is a predicted model, not a curated record. Gene Ontology annotation, cellular component: GINS complex; nucleus. NCBI's taxonomy places the organism in Eukaryota, Metazoa, Arthropoda, Insecta, Diptera, Drosophilidae. The coding region runs from base 352 to 975 and encodes 207 amino acids. The transcript has 2 exons.
GCACUUUACAGGUUUUGAUGCUGAUAACGAUAACCCACCAAAGGGUCAUCCUUUUAUUUUUAGCUGCAGCCGUUCAGUUUAAUUACCGCGAUUUGACGUAAGCCGUCAUUUGCUGAGAUUGCAAAAAUUCGUAUUUGUUGGGCGACUAGAGGUUAGCACUUGGCCGCUCCGUGUUACACUAUUGGCUGGGAGCCUGGCUUAGUAACGGUUUUGUUUUGUGCUCGGCGUUGCCAUAUGACGUUUCGUAGCAGUCGGCUUUUAAAGAGCUUCUUGAGCAGCUGAUAGGCUAUUUUUGGCGCAAAAAAUUGCCAAUUUUGUGUUUAUGUUUGGAUUGCAAUUUAGUUGCUCGACAUGGAUCCCUGUAUCAUCGAGUUCAUUGGAGAGAAGUCUAUAAUAGGCAUCAUUCCGAACUUUUCUAACGACCCAUUACAUUUGAUAUACGGGACAGUAGGACCGUUUCGGGCUGGCCUGCCCGUGCAUGUGCCUCUCUGGUUGGGAAUACAUCUUCGCAAGCAGCAAAAGUGUCGCAUAGUCCCGCCGGAAUGGAUGGACAUGGACGUGCUGGAGGAGAUCAAGGAGGAGGAGAAAAAGUCCAAGUUCUUUACAAAGAUGCCUAGCGAGCAUUAUAUGGUUGUCGCACAAUUAGUUAUGAGCACUGCACCGGACGAUGUGCCGCGCUGUGAGGAGCUCCGUACCAUUAUCAAAGAUAUAUUUGACAUACGCGAGUCCAAGCUGCGCACCUCCAUCGACGCCUUCAUAAAGGGUGAAGGAACCUAUGCUAAGUUGGACAAUCUAACUCUGCUAGAGAUUCACAGUGUUCGUCCAAUCUUGCCCCAUUCGCUGGAUCACAUUGCACGUUAUCAGCGCAUGGCGGAGGUGACGCAACGCGACACAUCAAUUCUUGGCCUCAGCCGGACGACUGGAACAGGAACGGGAACGGGAACGAUGAGCAACAGCUCUCUUUACACGCAAUGAUGCGAUUUUUAAAUUCAUAUGUAUAUUAUGUAUGUAUGUAAGUUGAAAUGUAUGUUAUUAUUGUGUUGGCGUCGCGCUGUGAAUGGCAACAAAGUGUUAAACAGCUGUUUGUGCGUGACGUCGUCUUGCAUUUUGAGUGUACCUUAGGAUUAUAAUAAAAAGUAUUAAUUGCUAGAAA